AUGGCGGAUGUGAUCUUCAUCCUCGACGCUUCGGACAGCGUAAAGAAGGCGUUUCCAGAGCAGGUGAAAUUAGUCGCCGAUAUCAUUGAUGAUCUGAAAGUUGCCCCGAAUGCUCAGCGCGUCGCUGCCAUCGAAUACAGCAGCGAAAACCUACAGAAAAUUUUGUUUCCGUUCGAUAAGUAUAUGACAUCUGCUGCAGUUAAAGGUGCUGUAGAAAGUAAGUGCAUUUUUCUAAAUCUGACAGUAAUUAUUUUUGAAUAUGAGGCGAAGAGUAGCCAUCGAUGGUUAUACACAGGAAUAAAGAGUUGAAA
This is a messenger RNA of Soboliphyme baturini, 311 nucleotides long. NCBI's taxonomy places the organism in Eukaryota, Metazoa, Nematoda, Enoplea, Dioctophymatida, Soboliphymatidae. The record is from the annotation of a GenBank genome assembly.